Molecule: messenger RNA, 3099 nt
Organism: Phialemonium atrogriseum
Lineage: Eukaryota; Fungi; Ascomycota; Sordariomycetes; Cephalothecales; Cephalothecaceae
Exons: 6
Coding region: 1-3099 (1032 amino acids)
Biological process (GO): double-strand break repair via homologous recombination
Molecular function (GO): ubiquitin binding
Source: RefSeq, a predicted model, not a curated record
AUGGCCAAGAAGGCGCGUCAGAGGAUAAGCUAUGUCCUAGAUCUCCCGAAUUCCUCCCCUGGCGGCCACAGGCUGGGCGUCAAUGGCCUUGCCGUUGACCGCGACAAUGCUAUUCUAUACUCCGGCGGCCGCGACGGCGUGGUUUGCGCCUGGGACCUGAACCUUGACCUCAAGACCGGCUGCCACUCCUCAGUCGUUAACCCGACCGCAUCGAAGACGACCACCCGCUUCCGCGCGCAGACCCAGGCGCAUACACACUGGAUCAACGACAUCGCACUAGCCCAGAAUCACGGCGCCCUCGUCUCUGCCUCGUCGGACUUGACGGUCAAGGUGUGGCGACCGCACGGCAAUGACAACAAUGAGCCCGCCACCAUCGGGCAACAUGCGGAUUACGUGAAGUGCCUGGCGACGCCGGACCAGAACACAGACUGGGUCGCGUCGGGUGGCCUCGAUCGCAAGAUCUAUUUAUGGGACCUCAGCGGCAAGGGGAAGACGCUGGAGAUCGAUGCUAGCGGCGAGGAGUUCACCGAGAAGGGAAGCGCCUAUGCGCUGAGCGUCAAUCACCAUAUCCUUGCUAGCGGUGGGCCCGAGAGCAUCGUUCGGUUGUGGGAUCCUCGGACAGGGAAGCGCAUCACCAAAUUUGUUGGACAUACCGACACUGUGCGGGCUAUUCUCCUCAACGAGGCUGGAGACACUGUCAUCACCGCCAGUUCGGACCAGACCGUUAAAGUGUGGAGUGUUACCGCGGGGAGAUGCACACAUACGCUCACAAUGCACAACGACAGCGUAUGGUCCAUGUUCUCGGACGACCCGGAUCUGGGUAUCUUCUACAGCAGCGACCGCUCGGGGCUCGUGGUCAAGACGGACGUGCAAGGGACGCACGGCGAGCUGGAUUAUGGCCUCUCCCUGGCUGUAGCCCAAGAGAACGACGGCGUCAGCAAGAUCGUUGCUUGCGGUGAUUACAUCUGGACGGCAACCUCGCGUUCCUCUAUCAAUCGCUGGGCCAGUGUGGACACGGGUCCCGACGUAGAGCUUCCAGAGCCAAUCAUGCGGCAUCGUGCGUCUAUAUCGAGUGCCGUGGGCAGAGAGAGUUCUGGUUCCGCUGCGACCACCUCGACUGCCGCUGUCAACGGAUCAACCCGGAAAGCAAUCCCGGCGAAAUCUAUUCUUAGGAUAUCUAAUACCGCACCAUUCCCAGACAUCCUUACCCAAGACCCGGAGGGUAACGGGGCACCUGCCAUUAGCCGAAAGGGAUCCGAGAUUCUGCCCGAUCCGGUCGUCACCAUCGCGGAGCCGGUGUACCAGCUCCCCGAAGAGACCAUCGAGGGCCAAUUUGGCCUCGUAAAGCACCGCUUAUUGAAUGACAGACGCCGAGUCCUGACACUGGACACGGCUGGGGAUGUCUUGUUAUGGGACCUGAUCAAGUGCGAACCCAUCCAGAGCUUCGGAAAGAGACAUCUCGAAGACGUAGAGCCACAAGUAAACAGGCUAGAGGCUGUCGCGCCGUGGUGUUCGAUCGAUACGAGCUCUGGCAACCUUACCGUCGUCCUUGAGCCUUUCAAUUGUUUUGAUGCGGAGACGUAUGCCGACGAGCUAGUAACGGUUGAACCUAUUGACUUUCGGGAUGAUCAGAGGAUAAAUCUUGGCAAAUGGAUCCUCCGCUAUCUCUUCGCAAACCUCAUUGACGAGGAAAUCAAGCGUGAUGAGGCCCAUAGGCAGAAGUUGAAUGAAGCUGUGGAGAAGAGGAUUGCGGCUUCGCGAGCCAACCCUCCGACCUUGAUUGUUCUCCCUCAGGGUGGUAUGAAUGAUUGGGAAGCGUCGGGCUCGCCUCUCACAACUCCUCGACCAAGUGGUUCUCAGUAUCCUCCCGUGACCCCUGGGUUGGGCAUCGGCCACGCAACUCCUGGAGGACUGCCCGAAGGCCCAACGACUCCAGGAAGCCUUUUGAACCAGCGCACACCCCAGCCCGGUUGCCUGUCGGCGGAGAAGGAGGAUUACUUCUCCAACGGGAUACACUCAGCCGACACGAACCCAAUCACGAAACCUGCCGAAGCUCCAGCGGAGGACAAGACAGCCAAAGGCCCGACCGAGAAUGGCGAGGAGAAGGAGAAAGAAAAGGAGAAAGAAAAGGAGAAAGACAAUGGGAAACAAGGUAGCACGCCGUUCGGCAAGAAAUUCCGAAUGGGCAUGUCCUUUGGCGGAAAGAAACUAGGCCGCUCCGCUUCGACUGCGGCUGUUGAGAAACCGGUUGUCGUGGACGAGAAAGCCGAGGAGUCGGAGUCAUCCUCGAAUCACGAGAAGGAGGUUGACGAUAGCUUCCUGGGCGUGAUUCAGAGGAUCCAUAACGAGUAUGAGAAGCAGCUGGCCGAAAGCCCAGACAGGUUGGUCGAGACGAAGGUCACGCCGAGUCUGCCGAACGACACGCCGGUCCUGAAGCUUCCGCCCGGGACCAAAGUCAUCAUUCAGGAAGAGACGUCUGGGGGUAGCGCGGAAGUCUACCGUGGCACGGUAGCAACGGUGGGCGCGGAUGCUGAUAUCAUUGAGCAGCGAGGACCCAUGUGGCUCGGCGAGGUGCUGCUUACCAACGUCACUCCGCAGAAGGAUCCUGUCAAGGUCUCCUUCGUCCUAUAUCCCUACGAGGACUCGCUCCCGACGAUCAGCGCAGCAGACGGCAACAAUCGGCUUAAUGCAAACAGGAUGCUGCGUGUCAAGAAGAUCCUAGCCUACGUUGCCGAGAGGAUUGACCCCCCGGUCGACCCGGAGAACCCGGACCCUGACGCACUGAAGCCGGAGGAGUAUCUGGAACUGUACUGCAACGAACAGGCAAGUAAUCUGUUCCACAUGGACCGGUUACUGCCUAAUACCAUGAGUUUGGCAACCCUGCGCGCGCAUGUAUGGAAGGGCGGGAAUGAUAUUGUCCUCAAGUACAAGGGAAAUGGCCGGAAGGAGAUACCCGUGCCACAAUUUCAACCGGAUCCCGCCCCUGCCCCCGCCCCUGCUGAGCAGGCCGAACCCGGCCAAGUCGCUGCACAACCAGGGCAGCCCACAAAUGCCUCCUCCUCACACGAGGGAAUAGGACUAGGAUCUGGUAGUGGUUAG